This is a messenger RNA of Alexandromys fortis (reed vole), 7861 nucleotides long. RefSeq names its product FAM20A golgi associated secretory pathway pseudokinase (gene Fam20a). The record is from RefSeq and is a predicted model, not a curated record. The coding region runs from base 649 to 2274 and encodes 541 amino acids. Gene Ontology annotation, cellular component: Golgi apparatus. NCBI's taxonomy places the organism in Eukaryota, Metazoa, Chordata, Mammalia, Rodentia, Cricetidae. Gene Ontology annotation, molecular function: protein serine/threonine kinase activator activity. Gene Ontology annotation, biological process: enamel mineralization. The transcript has 11 exons.
GGGAUUGGGAGUUUGGCUGGAGAGCUACGCCAAAGGCAGGUGCCAGCUGAGAGUGGGCGGAGGUACCGGCGCCAGGCCAGGCAGGAGGGGGGUGGCCAGGCGUUACCUCUGCCUCUAGGAGUUCAGGCGCAGAGACAAGCUCGCCCCGGGGCGCCCCUUCUUCGUCAACUCUCCAUUCCCUCCCCUCCUGCCAGCCCGGACCAGGGGAGUCCCUGUCGCCUGCAGGAGGAGCCGCUGCAGGAGGAGCGACAGCAUCCUUGGGAGAGAUACCCGGGGCUACUACGCAGCCUCCUCCUAGGGGAGAGAGCUCCCCUGCACUCCUUCUCGUGAUCACCCCUACCCGGCCACCGGCUACCAGAGCCACCACCCGUGUCUCGGGGACCUCCACCUGCGCGGGUCCCAGGCGAGGGGAACACAGAGCACAGAAGGCUCGAGAAGCGGGUAUUCAACCCCAACCCCCCGGUUUCCACUGGGUGAGAAAAGGUGACGUUGUCAACAUUGUGAGCUUCCUGCACGCGGUCCCCAAAUUCAGGGGCGACACCUUUCCAGAAGGAGCUAAUCCCCGGCAGUGAACAUUCCAGCUCCUUCGGGACUCCUGGAGCUUCUUCCGUCUGCACCCUAAGUGUUUCCCGGGUCUCUGCUUGGGCCAUGCCCGGGCUGCGCAGGGACCGCCUGCUGGCCCUGCUGCUCCUGGGCGCGCUCUUCUCCGCCGACCUCUACUUCCACCUCUGGCCGCGAGUGCAGCGCCAGCUACGGCCCCGCGAGAACCCCGCAGGGUGCCCGUGCUCCGGCCGCGCCCCCUCCGCGUCUCUGCACUCGGCCGCAGCCUCCCGGGAUCCUGGCACCGCGGCGCACAACUUUUCCCAAGCCCGGCCCGGGGCUGAGCAUCCCAGCCGCGGUCACCCUAGCCCGCGCUCCAAGCUGCAGGCCCUCUUCGCCCACUCGCUUUACCAAAUCCCGGAGGAGCCACCUCUCCUGGGGCCCGAAGACUGGCUCCUGGCCAGCCAGGAGGCGCUACGGUAUUACCGGAGGAAGGUGGCCCGCUGGAACAGGCGGCACAAGAUAUACAAAGAACAAUUCAACCUCACCUCCUUGGAUCCCCCGCUGCAGUUCCGGCCAGAGGCCAGCUGGGUGCAGUUCCACUUGGGGAUCAACAGCCACGGCCUAUACUCUAGGUCCAGCCCUGUCGUCAACAAGCUCCUCCAUGACAUGAGAUACUUCCCUACCAUCAGCGCUGAUUACAGCCAGGAUGAAAAGGCCUUGCUGGGGGCCUGUGACUGCUCACAGAUUGUGAAACCCAGUGGGGUCCACCUGAAGCUGGUUCUGAGGUUCUCGGACUUCGGGAAAGCCAUGUUCAAACCCAUGAGACAGCAACGAGAGGAGGAGACGCCCGAGAACUUCUUCUAUUUCAUAGACUUUCAGAGACACAACGCUGAGGUCGCAGCUUUCCACCUGGACAGGAUUCUGGACUUCCGACGGGUGCCGCCAACAGUGGGGAGGCUAGUGAAUGUCACCAAGGAGAUCCUAGAGGUCACCAAGAACGAAAUCCUGCAGAGUGUUUUCUUUGUCUCUCCAGCUAACAACGUGUGCUUCUUUGCCAAGUGUCCGUACAUGUGCAAGACUGAGUACGCGGUCUGCGGCAACCCACACCUGCUGGAGGGAUCCCUCUCUGCCUUCCUGCCGUCCCUCAACCUGGCCCCCAGGCUGUCUGUGCCCAACCCCUGGAUACGCUCUUACUCACUGUCGGGAAAAGAGGAGUGGGAGCUCAACCCCCUCUACUGCGACACAGUAAAGCAGAUCUACCCAUACAAUAGCAGCAACAGGCUCCUCGGCAUCAUCGACAUGGCCAUCUUCGACUUCCUGAUUGGAAACAUGGACCGCCACCAUUAUGAGAUGUUCACCAAGUUUGGGGAUGACGGGUACCUUAUUCAUCUUGAUAAUGCCAGAGGGUUUGGACGACAUUCCCAGGAUGAAAUCUCCAUCCUCGCCCCUCUCUCACAGUGUUGCAUGAUAAAAAAGAAAACACUUCUGCACCUUCAGCUGCUGGCUCAGGCUGACUACAGACUCAGUGACGUGAUGCGGGAGUCACUCCUACAAGACCAGCUUGCCCCUGUCCUCACGGAACCCCACCUCCUGGCCCUGGACCGCAGACUCCAAAUCAUCCUGAAGACAGUAGAGGACUGCAUAGAGGCCCACGGGGAACAGAGGGUCGUAGCUGAUGGCCGAAUACAGCAGUCAGCCCCAGACUCUGGCCAGGCUAAUCUGACAAGCUAACGGCUAGCUAUAAGGGUGAAACCUCAGGACAUACAAUUGGAGCCAGUGACCGGUGAUGGUGUGUGGGCCCCUGCUGCCCCAGUCCACCCUGGGGUGCUGCAGCAGGCCAAGUCAUGAGCUCAGGGAGGAGGCAGGAAUGCUUUGAAAGAGCAAGUGGGAUCCACCAAGCCUUAUCUUUACCCUUGGAUGGAGGUCACUGCUUUUACAGUGCACUGGCUGGGGCUCCAUCUUCCUAGCAAGGUCUGGCUCCGUCAAGGCUGUGGACUGUCUUCUGAGCACACUGUGAAACCCAGAGCUGGGCCAGGCUUGGAAGGUGUGGAGGCCCUGUUCUCGGGAAGUUUUUACUCUGCCAUGUCAAAUAAAGGGACAUCAAAUGGACAAGUGGCUUCCUCCAAGUCCUUACUGUAUAUGCAGGUACAGUAUACUAUUGCCUGUUCCACACUUAAAAAAACUCACCUCCCAAACAGACCUAAAACCUAUACAUCUCAAGUUGAUGCAAAAAUAAAAAUCACCCUUUCCACCGACAUUCCAGUCCCUAACACUAUUUAAAUACAAUAAUCCCCACCAAGUCACUCUCCAGUAACUUCUUGGAAAUACUAACCGAAGGUAAAUUUGCUCAGAAAAGGGGCACUUCGGUCUGAAGAGUACCGGCAACUGAGGAGCUGUGUGCCUCACAACCGGCCGAGUGCUUGCUUAGCAGAUGCAGAGCCCUGGGUUGGACCCUCCCAUCCCCCCAGCAUCACAUAAAACCGGGCAGGCUGGCAAAGCUCACAAUGCCAGCACUCAGGAGGACCAGAAAUUCAGACAUCCUCAGCUACACAGUGAGUUCAAGGCUAGCCUAGGCUGAGUGAGAAAAUAACACGGUUAAGUCAAAACUGACGGUCAACACCCAGGGGAAACUGGCAGCAAGUUCGGAUCACGUGGGUGAAGAGCCGAGUAAAAAUAAGUGGCUUCAGCGGGUCACUUUAUCUUCUGAUAAAGGCCAGAGGAUCAAAAAGAAUGAGGGAAGAAGAGGCAGCCCAGAGAGCAGCAAAGUCAAGAACUAGAAAUGGUCAGACUUCUACGUAUGUCCAAAGACAGACAGGACAAACGACAAGGGUGCCACUGCUUUGGUCUUCUGACUUGAGGGCUCGUGUAGUCCUGACUUGCCGGAAUUCUUCAUCUUCCCCUCUCCCAAGUGCCUGGGUGACAGGCAUGAGUCACCGCGUUUGUCUUGCAGUGGAUGGUUCUGACUCAUUCCAGCACCCCACAUUACGGGUGCACAAUCCCUAAAUCCAGUUUGCUCAAUAACCUUGCCUCUGUUCGCCCUGAAGUCUUGCCAUGCCCCAGACACUUUACCAGCCUGAAAAUUGACACACGGGUUUGCAACCCUCCUGAACGUGCACAACUCCCUGCCUCCAAUGUGCAAGGAAGAGAACUAAGGCUCCCAAAAGAUUAAAAUCAUAUCAUUUUGUGGUUUUGGAAAGUUUGUGAAGUUAAAUUUGUUAGCUGUAAAGAAAAAUUAUACUGGGCAUUGUGACUCAUGCGAGCAAAUCCUAGCCCUUGAGGGACUGAGACAAAAGUGUAAAGUUGAGAAAGCUGGUCUGGGCUACGGAAAGAAAAAAAGGCAAAACCCAGCUCUAACAGAGAACACGUGGUGCUGAAGACUCUCCCAUCCAGGGAGGCCCCUUCAUGAGGCACCGCUUCCAAUCAUCAGCGCUUCUGCUCUCCCCACGGGGAAGCACUAGGGAGUCACUGAAGAAUGGGGGGGGGGGGUCCCUUAUGUUCAAAGAAGGGCUGAGACUUUCCACCAGUCUCAGGUGAGCUGCAGCCCAUCUCCAACGCACCCUCCCUUGACAUAGACUAGUUUUCUGAACAUUCUAGAAAAUUUCUGCUCUACUUUUCAAAACCCAAGUAACUGAAUUUGAUCAUAAUCUGUUAAAUAAUGCUGAAUAACUACAUAGACUUUUACUUUUAAAAUUCAAUCUAACAACAACAAAAAGAAAAAAAAAACCCUUAAGACCAGCAUUUUUCAAACAUGCCAGAAAACAAAAGCAUUCCAUUCUCAGAGGUAUCAAGUUCUUACUGCUUGCUCAUGCCCAAUCACUGCUCAAUUUCCCACAAAAAAGUAUUCUGGGUCUGCGUGGGAACUUUCCACGUUACUACUGACAAGCAAAUGAAACAGACGAAGGCGGUGUGUUGUAUGAACUGGUAGAAACCAGUCUGGAGGGAUAUGCCCCAGCAUUCUCAAAAACCAGGUAAUUUAGACCUCAAGAUAAACCAACUCUCUCGUGUGCAGCAGUUCAGUCCUAGGAAACCCCUGGCCGCUGAACCGGCAGAUUAUUACUGUCCCUAGGAGAAAUGCCAAGUUCGGCUCCGAGGACUCUCCAGUCAAAUUCGCCAGCUCAGUACUUACAGAAUCUCACCUUGUGUGGUCAAGAUGCAUCCAUCGGUUUACACUGUUGGUCCUUUAACACUGCAUCUGCCUACUCUAUACUUUCACAGGAAGCUACGGUUUCUCACCCUCGGGAACAUGAGCCAACACAUGAGCACUAUCCUUAGGGACCUUUUAAAUAGUGGUAAGUGUGAAAACACACCAAAAAUGACACAUUCACGAUGGACUGCUAAAAUGAGGCUGCAGAUCCUUUAGGGCUGGGUAGGAGAGCAUGCACUCGAGAAGCCUGUUUUCACUGCUCAGCUCACGCUGCAGGCGGUAUAGUGCCCAGGUCACACUUAAAUCUCGAGUCCUCCAAGAAUGCUGCUGCUGGUGUAGUGAUCUCAGGCUCACAUUAAAAUGUACCAAGCAGGCAAACCUGCAAACACGGAAGCCGCAGACCAAGGACCGGCUGCAACUCAUAGGGAUUGACAAAAAAUAAAGAAAAAGCUCUCCAUCUAGUGGCGACUUUUUACAACCACAAAGCUAGUCAAUCUAGUUCUUACACAAAGAAAAUGAACCACGGAUGGUUUUAGUUACAGGGAGUCACAAUGAAGUCACAGCUCUGGUUAUGCCAAGAAACAAAUUUUAGCUGUGUAUGUAUACAAAAAUGGUGAUUCCUAUGAAAAUACCCCAAAAUGUAAGAAGGGAGAAAGAUACUUGGGGUUCACCAUGACAGACAUGCUGGAGGGUCAGCCAGCGUUCCUAACACUGCCAGGGCUUAGGGUCCAACCACUUGUGGCUGGAGAUAAAGUGAUACAAGGAACAGAACAGAACCCCACUGACGCUGUGCUACUUCAGUUUUAAAAUGUCCAGGCAAUGGCUAUACAGAAGGAUUAGAUGAUGCUGAGGACCGUUCAGCUGGUGGAAGGGAAUUCUGAACCUGUUCAAGGUACACCUUACAAAGCAGAACUCGGACACUGAUGCUGGCUUCCCGGCACGUGCAGAUAGAUCCCAGGUGCCCAUACCCUGAGUAACUCAUUAGCUCACUCCUCAAACCUGAGGAGUAAACAUCAGAAACCAGGCUUGCUAUGUGCAAGACAAACACAUCUCUAAGUAGCUAAAGGGCAGAUCUCACUAACCAAAGGUCUGCUGCUGUAGAAACCAAGUUUCUCAGCAAGUCUGUAAUUCACAAGGCACACAGAUCUGUCCUGGAAAAAGGAAACUGUGACUUUGGACAGAAUCUUCCUUUCACAGCUUGCUGGUGAAUCUGUCAUGUACCCAUGAACCCAGCAAGGUUUUGAGGUCCACCCUUUGACAAACUGAAUUGGAAUGUAUUUUAAAAAAUAAAUACUUUUACCAAACCAUUAAUCCCAAAAUUCAUGUUCAUUCUUGCCCACUGAACUUCUCAGGAGGAGCAGAGGGAAAAUAAGAAAAAAAAGAAAAACUGAUUCAUUUAAGAAUUUAAAUUAUUUAAUCUUUUUUAUUCCGUUACCUACCAUUGAGACAGUCUGUAACAAAAGAACAGCGUAUAUUAGAUUAGCACACAGUAUAUAUCAGACUAGUAUCCAAAAAAAAAAAAAGCCACUGUCCCUUUGGCUAGCUCCGCUUUCUCAGCAGAUCCAAAGUCACUCAUCCAUCCAGAGAUAAUGGUGCCUACAGUCCACAAAGACAGUCUGCCAACCAUGACUGCUGACUGAUAUUUAAAUUGCACAAAGAUAAAGCUUUAAAUGUGUUAACUUUUAAAUUUAGACUUAUCUUGAAAAGUCUUAAGGGUGAAAACUACAAAGGGAGUAACCGGCAAGCUAGCAUUUGAGUAGAACUCUCUAGAAAGCAGGUGUGUAUCUCUGUAUACAAGAACAAAGAGGAUAUAUACACAUGAAAAUGCAUUUUAUGGCAUUCUACAUCAUUCAUUUAAGUACAUUUUGGCAUUUAAACAAAUAUCAAAUUAAGCUUUAAUCUAAUAACAUAAUGAUUUUUAUUUUUAAAUAUAAAAAAGAUAGCCAAACACAAAAGUACAGAAAACCCUCAUUUAAUAUAGGUUAUGGAAAUUUUAGAAACAGCAACAAGGUAGCUUUUUACCCCACACUAAAACCUAAAUCAAACUUCUUUCCCAAGUCAGUGACAACCUAAAAGCCUUUCACGCUAUCAAGGAAAAAAGAAAUGAACCAAUUAAGUUAACUGGGAACGGGUAGGAGGGGCUUACUGAACAGAAGCACUUGCACGCACACGGAAAAUGCUUGUAGUCACUCCCAUACAGAACCCGACAUUGCACAUAAAUCACAACGUGCCUAGUAAUGAACUGUGAAAUUUUGUUUAAAAAAUAACAGUAAUAAAAAUAAACUGUUGGGUUAUCAUUGGAAUAAUGUAACACAUAAGGCUGGAAAAUACUGAAAUACAGUGAAGACUCAAACACAAGUUUACUUUUAAAAAAAUGCACAAAGACACAUACAAACAAAAAUCAAUAAAGUUCACCAGAGAAAUUCAAGGUUAGACAGGAAAAGGCAGGACCCUCGACAGGAUGGUCUGAGCCAUCCUACCCACCCUCAUUAACAUAAACUGGGGAGAGAGACUACCUCAAGAACAAAGUUUCCUGUCUCUGGACACCUGACCCCACCCACCUUCAGCAACACUGCCUCCAUUUCUUUAUCUGGGGCUUGUCCUGUCUCUGUCUAUUCUCCCUGAACCCAAUCUCCUAGGAUCAGUAACUGCGAACGCUCACACCAGUUAGCACAGUUAACAGGUGUAGCCCUCAAACUGUCACUCACAAUUCUGCACAUCAUCGUCAGUAUUUGGCACCAGCUGGAUGAGUAGCUAUCAUCAGAAUCUGUGAGUUAAGUCACAACCCAGCAGUUGCCAUCUACAACUUGAUUUCAAACGUAAAAGGCAGGUAUAGUCAGUCACAGCAAAUAUUUCAGGGUUGGAGAAGAAACACUAGCAAUAUAAAAAACAAAACCAGGCUGAUGGGGCUGCACUAGUUUCUGUCUAGUAAUUAGCAAAACAUGGGCAUUUCCCACACUUCAACUAGUUGAAUUACAGGCAGAUGUCUUUCUACUGUACUAGGAUUUUUUUAUAACCAUUCUUUAAAGGUUAAAAAUCAUUUAUUCUAUAAAGAAAUACAGCACACAUGGCCACAGUCUAAGUAUGUCACUUGUGUCAUAUGGAAAUGGAAAUUUGUGUCACUUAAAACCUGCACUGUUAUUACAUUAUGGUAACUCACUGGUGCAGGACCGC